AUGCUGUCCAGAGCUACAGCGGCUUUAAAGGAGCAGGAGAUUGUCAAGAAAAUCGAUGCCAUCAAUCGCCGGUUUGGACAUGCCUUCGACUGGAAUUUUGGUAGGUAUCAGCCUGCGGCCUGGAGUGGUGAAAUGCUGGAUAAGAUGAGAAGGCUUGCGGGAGUUGCAGAAGAGCAGGGUGUGCUAGCAGUGGAGGUGAAGAGAAGGUUGGACGAGCAGGUGCUGGCAAGACUCCGCAAUCAUGGACGCCACACGAGACGAGAUCCGGUCUUGAUGACCACCGAUAUCCUGGCGGUAACUGCGGCGAUACAAGGAGUACCAUCCUCUACUGGUUUGGCGAAAGCCCCAGUAGAGGGUGGGGCUGUAGAUCCACUGGAGAAGUUGCCGGAAGAAUCGUCGUCCUUCCAUACCGAUGCAAUGGACCAAGACGGUCCUCGACCCCCGUCGCUGCCUCGCUCCUCUGGCAUCACUGGUCUUUCGUUUUCGGCGACUUCGGGCGGUGAAUUUGGAAUCCCUGGCGAGCAGGGGCAGGAGCAGGAGCAGGAGCAGGAACCGGAGCAGGUAGAGAAGAGGAAGAAGAGGAGGAAGAAGGAGAAGAAGAAGGAGAAGAAGAAGGAGAAGAAGAAGGAGAAGAAGAAGGAGAAGAAGAAGGAGAAGAAGAAGGAGGUGAGCAGCCCACUGCAUGAUGGCUUCGCCAAAGGCGCACAAGGCGCAGGUAAUGGGAGGAGGAAGAAGGGAAAAGGCCGCCGCCAGCCAAGCCCUGAGGAUCAAGAGGAAGAAAUCGAGCAAGGCCGCCGCGGCAAUCCUCCGCCGUCGGCCCCAGAUGGCGGUAUGCGCCAGGCCAUGUUGUCGCUGCUGCAUGGGCAGUACUUGCGUGAUCAAGCUGCGGUGGAAGAGUAUACUGCUCGUGAUCCGUCGGGCAGUGAUGCUGACUUGGAGCUGGGAGAUAUGCGCAGAAGGGCGCAGCUUAGCAAAUCUUUGUUAGUUGAGAUGACGGAGAGAAUGUCAGAGGGCGGAGAGCCUCGUCACGCCUCUGAGCAGUGGAGGCCGCGAACGCUCGAGCUGAGCAGGCGGUCGUGGAAAGCGAACCUGGCGGACAGGAUGAAGACGGUAAUGGAUGUGAUGGCGGCGCAGAUUGAAUCUGCAAUUCCAAGAAACUCUGCUCACGACGGAUUUCCAGCCUUAUUCAUUCAUCCUCGACCCAGUCUCUCGCUCUUUUAUGUGUUCCAUGGGGCGCGCACUUCCGAUAGCAUAUCCGCAUGCUCCUCCAUUCUCCAAUGUUCCGGCCUCUUACUUGGUCGUCCUCGAGCCAUUUUCUCGGCCGUCUGUGUGUUCUUCAUUCCCAGGUACGCGCAUUCCAAGGCACGCAGCAGUAUUUCCAGGCACGCUCGCAAAUCCCGAGCCUGCGCGUCGUCUUCUUGUUCAAGGUCGCUGCUGCGUGCACGACGUCGCAUCAGCCGCUCGCAUCCGUCUUCACCACACGACAAUCUACGGCACAAUUCUCAUCUUCCGAUUCCCGCAGCGACUCUGAUCAACGAAUCUGCGAGGUCUGGGAGGGAAGAGACGAGAUUGAAGAAAGAACGGUCAGGAAAGAACACGAAAGAACGGACAGAGGAGGUGGGUGCAUGUCCCGCGAGGAAAAAAACAACGGAAGAAGGAGGUGGGUUUAUGUCACGAGGUGAUCUCGGUGUGACAUACUACCCAAUUGAUUCUUGUUACUUGCUUCGCAUGCGACGGCUCAAGUCUCACUUCGUAACUGGGGACAUGUCGCGUUUCCCUCUUCCACUCUCACCUUCAAUUCCUGAUUAUCGAGAAUAUUGGCCCAAAGCUACUCCCUUCCAUUGGCACCAACCUACGGUGAGCUGGCUCCGUGAGCUCAACCACUCCUACUGCCCACAUUCGGCUGUCAACUUCUUCCAAAUCAUGCGGCCAGCAGUAGGGAGCUUUCGAAAUAGCGACAUGUCUGUGACGGGGACACGCAUGAGAUUCUGCGGAAGAGGGAAACUUUCCGUGGUUUCUAGACGAUCGAACUACGUGGCGCAACGUCGAUCUCAGAUUAGGCUACAGCUGUUCAAGCUUGCCGCGCAAGUCAGCACGGUAUUUCCCAACGCAACCGCCAGCAAAACCUCUACCAUCCAGCCAACUCAUCGCACAGGUGACGCUCAGGAUGGCCGAUCGUCGCCUCGCCCUGUGAACAACACAACACGAUCAGAAUGCAUAAUCCAGCUGAUGUCCCGUGAUUGCCAUCUCCAUACCUUACAGACACCCUCGGCGAACUCAAGCAAGAUGUGGACACAUGCCUACCAGUGCUCAGCGCACUCAUCAGCAACAACGAUGACUUGGACCGCCGACGGUAUUACGGGUCCUAUGAAACGGUGGAUGGAGACGGGCAGACCACGGCAUCGUGCUAUCGCCAAAGCGUCUUGGCCAAAAUUGCUAAUAUCUGCGAAGGGCUAUUUUCAAGCACGUGUUACGCGCUGGCAGGUUAGAGAUCAGCGUUAG
Molecule: messenger RNA, 2502 nt
Organism: Pseudocercospora fijiensis CIRAD86
Lineage: Eukaryota; Fungi; Ascomycota; Dothideomycetes; Mycosphaerellales; Mycosphaerellaceae
Exons: 12
Coding region: 1-2502 (833 amino acids)
Source: RefSeq, a predicted model, not a curated record